UGCUGAUGUUGACGGAACAGGACACCGGGGCACUGCCACGAUGCAGUGCCAGGAUCACAGGAUCCUCGCCGCCUGUCCGGUCCAAGGGGACCACGAGACUUUGGCAGCUUACCCUCAGCGGGUGCAGGCAUUCACAGAUGCCGUCGAAACAGCAAAGGCACUGCAAGAGGCAGCAGAAGCAGAACAUCAGCGGCUUGCCCAUGAGGCGGCAGCCCAAGCUCAGCGGACUGCUGAGGCUGACGCAACGGCUCGAGACAAACGGAAUGCCGCCAGUGCUGAGUCGUUGAUUCAGAAUGAGAGUCAGUGGACAGCACUACUCCAAGCCAUGACCUUUGUGCCUACGGACAAGCAGGCGGAUCCGACACCGGAGGAGGCGGAAAGGAGUAACCUAGCUAACUUGAUGCUGUGUAUAAUGAGGGCAGUCAUGUGGAACAACACGAUGCAGACUGUGCACGCGCACACUGGACGACAGAUGAGACAGACUCAGCAGAGAGAGUCUUCAACCUUGACAGCCGCCAUCCGCGCAGCAGCACAACAUCAGCAGCAACAGCAACAACAGCAACAGCUGUUGGCAUCCACUAUCACACGCGUCAACAGCAUCGAGGCUAAGCCCACAGCAGCACCAGGCUGCACGAUGGACAUGACAAAGCAGCUCGGAGAGCGCAUCGACUAUGUCAUCAACAUCAUCGGCGACCUGAGUGACUUUACCAGUGCGGCCACGAUCAGCAGGACGGUGGCCGCCAUCAAGACGGACAUCACCAAACUGCAGUCACGACCGGAAGCCGCCGCGAAGACGUUCAAAAUGCCACGCUUCAACAUCGCCAAGUUCGACGGCUACAACAAAAUGGAUGCAUUGGCAUGGUGGCAAGAUUUCGUCACCGAAGCAGCCUGCCACCACGUGCCGGACAACCAGAUGAUGACAGCACUCUACCUCCAACUCAUUGGAGGAGCACAAACAUUCAUGAACCACACAACGGCCAAUCUGGGAACCACCAUCGCCAACCUGCACAUGCACAUUACGUGGGAGCAGCUCGAGCAAAUGUGGUACACUCGAUUCAUGGUCCGCAAUGUAGUAAAGGCGGCCAUGAACGACGUCUACUCCAGUUCACAAGGGAACAUGUCAACACAAGACUGGAUGAUCAAGGGGCAGAAGAUAUUUCCUAGGCAGUUGGAGAGGGAAAAGAAGAAGAAGAACGAGAACAAGAAAGCGAGGAAGGAAGCUGAGCGUUUGGAAGAAAUGAACAAGAACCUGGACAUCAAGGUAGCGGUGCGCAUCGGUGAGCUACGGGAAGAUGUACGAGAAGACCUCAAAAAUGAGAUCCGUGAAGCGAUUAGCAAGUUAUCUGGGGCUGUUGCACGAGGAAAUAGUAAGGAAGCACCCGCGACCGGAUCCGAGAGCAGUGCGAGUAGCAGCGAGACUGAAGAUUUGAGCAAUCGCACAUGCGAACUCUGCAUCUCCAAAAAGAGGAAACAGGGACCUGAACCUGUUUUUCAAGAUAGCCCCCCAAUGGAGCUCCCUCCAAAACGUACCCCGAGGCGACUUAUGAGACCGGCGAAGUUAACCGCGAGAUUUACGCGAUCUCAAAUGCGUGUGAAGAACAAGACUCCGAUGCCGAAGAAGACUCCCCCAACCAUUCGCAAGAAGAAUCCUGCAUCGAUUGGAAUCAUCGGGCGCUUGAAGUACGAGAAGCAGGUCUUGAAUGAUCUCAAGAACCUUGAUGCACUGGUGUUGCAGAACAUCUGCAAGGAGGAAGGGAUCGCGUAUAACGACAAGUUCAAAUUUAUAUUCGAUAUUGCCGCUCACCGUACCCGCGUUGCUUACGACACUGAUGGUGAAAGUGAAGAGGAGUCGUCGCAAUCCGGAGAUACUGUAGCUGUAGCUGUAGACGGUGGUAAGCAGGAAACCGAGUGAUGUGGUUUCAGUAUUACUGACCUUUGGAAAAUUGUCGGUUGCCUUACAAGGUGGAGAGCUAAGAAUAG
Molecule: messenger RNA, 1980 nt
Organism: Chara braunii
Lineage: Eukaryota; Viridiplantae; Streptophyta; Charophyceae; Charales; Characeae
Source: the annotation of a GenBank genome assembly